AUGGGAAAGAAAAAGGGAGGAAAUAAGAACAAGCUGGCCAAAAUGUCCGAGGAGGAGCGCGCUCGGUAUUUGCAACAUCGAGCCGACAUGGAGGAGGAAGCACGCCGUCGGAAGCAGCAGCUUAUAGCGACGUUUAUGAAGAACAAGCUGAAACGGGAGGAUGCAUUCGCCCGAUUGAAUCUGGCCAAAAUCAACCAGGAGUGGCGCACGAUACUGCGCAACAUCAAGUGCAAGGAGCUGAAGGAGGAGGUGGAGGCGGUCGAGAAAACCUGCACCGAGUGCAUCGAGAACAAGAAUGCGGUCAUCAAGCGGCUGCUGUGCGAUCUGGACGAGUCGGAGGAUCUCUACUCGACCAUGCUGCACGCACAUAUGGAGCGGGUGGAGAAGAUUAUACGGAUCCACAAUGAUCGCGUUAACUUUCUCAUGCAGCUGUACGAGCUGGACAAGCGGGAGCUGAUCGAGAACUACGAGCGCGAGAUGGAUCUGUACAAGUCGAAGAAGUUCGGUCUACAGAAGGACCUGGAGUGUGUGUUCUACGGGUUGGUGGAAAAGGCCCGCACCGAUCGGCUCCGGAACGACGAAGAUCAUAUGCUGAAGAAGGACGAGCUAAAGAAUUCGAUGAUACUGAAGCUGGAAAUGAUCACCAAAGAGCGCGAGCGGGAAAUGGAACGCCUGUGGAAGGAGUUCCAGCGGGUGCUGAAUCUGUACCUGCGCAACACCGAGGAGUACCGGAACGAGUACAACACGCUGCGCGAUCAGGACUCGAGCGAUACGAAAAACAUUCAGGACCACUACGCCGAGGUGGCCCGGCUGAGCGAUCAGAUUGCCGACUUGCGGCUCAAGCUGGCCACCCUCAAGGAGGAGCACGAGUUCAACAUGAAGCAGAUGCAAAAGAGCAAAGCGGAACUGCAGCUGCGGGUGCAGAACCUCAAGCAGGAGAUGGAGGUGGGCAGUCGGCUCGACCAGGAGCAGCUGAAGACGCUCGCCGUGUACAGUAACGAUGCGAUCAAGCACCUCCAGGGGGUGCUAAAGAAGGUUAAAUCCAUCUUCCAGAUAGCGACAUUUUGCAAAAAGUAUGAAACGGAAUCGGAAGACCUGCUGCCGUUUGUGCAAAGCUCCCUAGGGAAGGCUCCUCCAAGAGCGGUUCCCUCGUCUUCCGGGGGUUCCGAGGCGACGAGCGAGCACGGUGAGGCUACAUCGGAACCGGAUGGCACAGUGGCCCUCAUCGAUGGUACGAUGGAAAGCUUCAAGCGGGAGGUGUUCGAUACGGCGGAACUGUUCGAAAACUUCUGGAUGCGCUUCAAUAAGGCACGCAUCGAUGUGGCCUGUUUGCGCGAAGAGAAGCAGCAGCUCAUCGAGCGAAAUGAGCAGCUAAAGGGGCACCUGAAGGACUACCUCAUUACGGUCAACAUGAACAGCGGAGGCCCGGUGGAAACGCACGAGGAUCUCCUAACGAAGCGCCCAACGUCGAUGAAGAUCGAGAAGCUGGUACGCAUCGACGAGCAGGUGAUCGUGGAUGACCGUGGCCUCGGUGCCAACCGGAAGGCCGUCCGGUUCCGCUCCAACGGACAACGGCGCCCCGUCACCUGCAUCGAGGGUAACCUCAGCAACGCGAUCCGCAACGAUCGGCUUCUGGGCGUUCGGGCGAAGACAUCGGAUAUUUACUCGAUGGUACAGAAUACGGCCUAG
Anopheles coustani is the source of this 1689-nucleotide messenger RNA. RefSeq names its product dynein regulatory complex subunit 2. The record is from RefSeq and is a predicted model, not a curated record. Gene Ontology annotation, cellular component: axoneme; axonemal dynein complex. The transcript is spliced from 4 exons. Gene Ontology annotation, biological process: axonemal dynein complex assembly; regulation of cilium movement; cilium-dependent cell motility. The coding region runs from base 1 to 1689 and encodes 562 amino acids. Lineage: Eukaryota; Metazoa; Arthropoda; Insecta; Diptera; Culicidae.